Poeciliopsis prolifica (blackstripe livebearer) is the source of this 2837-nucleotide messenger RNA. Its product is annotated as E3 ubiquitin-protein ligase Jade-2-like. The record is from RefSeq and is a predicted model, not a curated record. Gene Ontology annotation, biological process: regulation of transcription by RNA polymerase II. Gene Ontology annotation, cellular component: histone acetyltransferase complex. NCBI's taxonomy places the organism in Eukaryota, Metazoa, Chordata, Actinopteri, Cyprinodontiformes, Poeciliidae.
AGCGGGCUAGCAUGGCGCUAGUUAGCUAGCUGGAGCUCAGGAAAGCAAAGCUAAUGUUAUAUUUUCAGACUUUUAUUUGAAGACAAAUGGCAGAGAGAGACUGGUAGAAUUCAUAUGGAAACAAAGGGGGAUGUUUAGCAGCACCAACCCUCUGCUGGUAAACUACAUGUGCCUGCUCCAGAUGAUCUCCUAAAUCUGAUCUAAUCCAGGACUAAGGACGUCUGAGAACCCAAAGCUGACUCCUACCAAGAUGGAGAGCGAAAAGAAGAGGAAAUACUCCACAAGCAGCAACGACUCUGACACCACUGACAGUCAGGUGACGUCGUGGUCCAGGUCCUCGAAGAACGCCGGCACCAGCAGCACCUGGGUCCGCCUCCCGCACAAGAAACCAUCCGAGGUGUUUCGGACAGACUUCAUCACGGCCAUGAAGCUGCCGGACUCGGCCCAGCUCGGCCCAGACGACUUCUACGUUCUGUCCGACCCGUGGAGACAGGAGUGGGAGAAGGGGGUUCAGGUCCCAGCCAACCUGGAGGCCAUCCCAGAACCUGUGGUCAGGUCGCAGCUGGAGGCGACGGGCGGCGCGGCGGCCGACGGCCAGACGAAGGACGGAGACGCUCCGCCUCCUCGCUCGCAGCAACACGGUUGCUACGACCUGGACGACCUGGAUGUCACCUGGCUGCAGCUGGUCAACCAGGAGUUCAGGCAGAUGGCGCUGCCGGAGCUGGACGAGCUGACCAUGGAGAGCGUCCUGGUGGAGCUGGAGCGCGUCUGCCAGGAAAAGAUGCAGCAGGCCAUCGAGACGGAGGAAGGCCUGGGCAUCGAGUACGACGAGGACGUGGUGUGUGACGUCUGCCGCUCGCCGGAGGGAGAAGACGGAAACGAGAUGGUCUUCUGUGACAAGUGCAAUGUCUGCGUCCAUCAGGCGUGUUACGGCAUCCUGAAGGUGCCUCAGGGCAACUGGCUGUGUCGGACCUGCGCUGGGGUCCAGCCCAAAUGUCUGCUGUGCCCCAAGAGAGGCGGCGCCCUGAAGCCGACGCGCAGUGGAACCAAGUGGGUCCAUGUCAGCUGUGCCUUAUGGAUCCCUGAGGUGAGCAUCAGCUGCCCGGAGAAGAUGGAGCCCAUCACCAAGGUGUCCCACAUCCCCGCCAGCCGCUGGGCUCUGUCCUGCAGCCUGUGUCGAGAACUCACAGGAACCUGCAUCCAGUGCUCCACGCCGUCCUGCAUCGUGGCCUUCCAUGUGACCUGCGCCUUCGACCGCGGCCUGGAGAUGAAAACCAUCCUGGCCGAAAACGACGAGGUCCGCUUCAAGUCCUUCUGCCGGGACCACAGCUCGGCCGCCAGCGGCAUCAACGGAGCGGCCAGGUCCGAGCAGCACCACGAGCCCGACGGCGAACCGGAGCAGAGCCGGACGUCCCACCCGGUGUCUGCGUCGGAGCGGGCCGAGCGGGACCAGCUGGAGCGGGAGAAGGUGAGCCAGAGGAAGCAGAAGCUCCAGGAGCUGGAGGACGAAUUUUACCGACUGGUGGAGCCGAGCGACGUGGCCCAACACCUGGAGCUGCCGCUGCUGCAGGUGGAUUUAUUGUAUCAGUUCUGGAAGCUGAAGCGGAAAGCAAACUUCAAUCAGCCUCUGGUGGCGCUGAAGAGAGACGAGGUGGACAACCUGGCCCAGCAGGAGCAGGACGUCCUCUACAGGAGACUCAAACUCUUCACACACCUGCGCCAGGACCUGGAGAGGGUGCGUAACCUGUGCUACAUGGUGACCCGGAGGGAGAAGAUGAAGCUGACGCUCUGCGACCUGCAGGAGAAAAUCUUCCAGCUGCAGAUCCAGCUGCUGGAGGAGGAAACGGCUGCAGAGAAAAUCCAGAAAGCAGAAAAGAGGAAGCAGAAUGGAGUGAAGAACAAGAGGAAAGAGAGAAGGAAGCAUGGCACCGGCAAGAAGAAGGAGAGGUGGAAGUCUGAGAGUGGCUCCCUGCUGAGAGAGCUAGGUUUGCUGAAGUCGUUUCCGUUAGAGAGCUCUCUGUUCGACAGCUGGCUGGCCAAGUCGGUGCAGAUCACCGCCGACGACAUGCUGAGCCAGUGGGCUCUGGGCGCCCAGCACCGCGACCGCAGCAGCAGCCUGCUGUCCGACCAGCUCCUGCAGGGUGAGGAAAGCCUCCUGAACCUCAUGAUGGAGAACUCUAUGCAGUCGGCGUGGAAAACGCCUCAGCUGGGCCGGAAACCCAGAGGAAGCAGCAAGCCUCGUUCUCGAAGGCCGAGCGGCGCCAGCGCCCAGCGGGUGUUCGGAUCGGUCGCGUCCGGCGGCCCGUCCGCAGCCAAGGGCUUCUGGGAAAAAUCCGGCCGCCGAGGGGAGAAGUCCAGAAGCUCGUCCAAGGCGGGUCGCCACCAACAGACCAGGAGCUGCGACCCGAACGGCGACCCGCAGCCGCCCAUCUCCAAGAUGGAUUCCUGCCACAUCUCGGAGGAGCGCGGCCGCUGGGACAGCGUCCACAUGGCGACCGGUUUCACGGCGAGCGCUUCCCCUUUGCCGGCCUCCGGCCCGGGAGCCGCGGCGCCUGACGCCGGGGUCGUCCUGCGGGGGUCGCGGCCCCGCCCGACCCGGCAGGGUAAAGCGAGGUCGAGGGUCGAGGAACUGGACUCCACGGACCUGCCGUUCACAGGGAAAGGCGCGUCGCUGCUGGAUGCCGCCGCCGAGACUGAUGGGUACUUCUCCGACGGAGAGAGCGAUUUGGAAACGCGGUCCGGAGGACGAAAGCUUCGGCUGCCACAGCUGCAUCCUGCCAGCGAGGAUCUGCUGAGGAGGAGCGUCCUGGCGUCCUAAACAAAGUAACAGGGACAGA